AUGCCAAAAGCCUACAUAGGCAUCAAAUUCCACCCCAACGCCAGCAACAAACCCACCAUCGAAGCCCUCACCACCGCCCUCACAACCGCCGGCUUCACAACGACAUGCAUCCACCGCGACGUAGAACUCUUUGGCGAGGUCCACCUCUCGCCCGCUGCCCUCAUGGACAAGACAUUUGAGGUCAUCCGCUCCUGUGACCUGGUUGUCAUUGAGCUGUCCGAAAAGGGCGUGGGCUUGGGCAUCGAGGCUGGGUAUGCGUUUGCCCGAGACAUUCCCGUCGUGGCGGUUGCGCGGAAGGGAGCCGAUAUUUCGAAUACGCUGAGGGGGGUGUCGAGGGAGGUUUUUGAGUACGAGAGCUGGGAAGAGUUGGGUGUGUUUUUGGGGGGGUUGUACGGGAGGCUUGGGUGA
Pochonia chlamydosporia 170 is the source of this 408-nucleotide messenger RNA. RefSeq names its product nucleoside 2-deoxyribosyltransferase domain-containing protein. Lineage: Eukaryota; Fungi; Ascomycota; Sordariomycetes; Hypocreales; Clavicipitaceae. The transcript has a single exon. Bases 1 to 408 code for a protein of 135 amino acids. The record is from RefSeq and is a predicted model, not a curated record.